This is a messenger RNA of Saprolegnia parasitica CBS 223.65, 2715 nucleotides long. RefSeq lists its product as hypothetical. The record is from RefSeq and is a predicted model, not a curated record. The transcript has 4 exons. Bases 1 to 2670 code for a protein of 889 amino acids. NCBI's taxonomy places the organism in Eukaryota, Oomycota, Saprolegniomycetes, Saprolegniales, Saprolegniaceae.
AUGGUGCUACCAACGGCCUUCUCUUUUGCGCAGCCCAAGCAGUGGCGCAAAGCCAUUAAAAAAGUGCUGCGUGGAAAAGUGGCGCGUGCGAUCAUAGACGCCGACCUCGUCCUCUCGCAUCUCGUCGUCGACUCUGUCGGGAGCAGCGCGGCACUCAUGCCGAACGAGAUGCCGCCCGACGCAUUUGGCUAUAUGAUCUUACACUUGCCCUCGACGUACGACGGCGGCGACAUGGCGUUCGCCUACGGCUACACGACCGAAAAGUGGGCGCCAGACACGACCGGCGUUGCCAUGGUCACGACCUUCCGAGAUUUGAUUGCUGCGUCUGCGCCCAUCACACACGGCGUGCGCAUGGCGCUCGUCUUCCGACUUGUGGCGAACGACGAAGAAGAGGAUAUGUUUCCUCUGCCGUGCGACCAAGAGUACGGCAUUCGCGCCUUCCACCAAGUCGCGCAGCUGCCCCUUCACACGCACCACCGCAUUGCAUACUACGAUGUGGACGACCCUCCGAGUGCGUUGGAUACGCCUUGGACCUUUGAGACCCUCGGCUCAUACGAAGCGGGUUUGGUGCACACGCUCUUGACCACCGAGCUGUACGACGUUGCGCUUGUGACAUUUGCACUCGAGUCGGACGACGAUGUUGCGUUCGAGAAGCAGCUGAGACGUGACAACUGCGGUAGCGACUUUGAGUCCAGCGACGACGACGACGACGACGAGUACGAGCGCAAGUUCAAGAACCAAGUCGCCACGUUCGUCGCGAAGGUCGUGGGCAGCGGCGUCGAUGCUUUUCUGUUUGACAACUCACCGAUCGACCACCACUCCAUCCUCGGUCUCAACGUCGUCUUGCCGCUCGUGCAAGACGCGAUCACCAACCACGUGAUGGACCAGCCACUUCUGGGUCUUCCAUCGGGCCGGGAUGCUCUCCAUGGAGCGCUCGGUGCCUUCCGGCGCGAUCGCCUCGGUCGGUUUGGCGAGAAAUCCGGGCUUACCACCAUGUGCGACAUCCUCUUGGCGCUCGACGACUUUGAGCUGGUUGUCGUCUUUCUCCGAGACGCCAUUUUUGUGCGCUACGACAUGCCCCUCCGCGAGACAGCGGCGUCGAUUCAUGCGUGCCUCGCGCGGUAUGGCUGGCCGCGACUCGCACCCGCGAUGCACGGGCUCCUGUCUCGCUGGCACCAGACGCCUGCGUUUCGAGCUCCGUCAUGGGAGUACAUUGAUUGCGACAGCGCGCCGCGCCUUCUCACGAGCCUCGCGGGCAUCACAACCGAUGCGGUCUGUCCGCCACUCGAUCAACCAUUUGUGUGCGAGUUUAUCAAAGGCUGCUACGACCACGCAUUGCACCAGCCCCAAUUCUGCCUAGAGAACGACAUGUCUCCCGAGAAAUUCCGUCGCUUUGCAGCCAAUAUCGUCCUCCUCGAUUGGUACCUCGACGAGCAUGCACCGCAUUCGGUCCAUGGCAACUACCUCGGCGCCUUCUUGCCGCCAAGUAUGCUCCUCGCUGUCGACGCGUUUCUGUAUCCGCGUCAGCCCAACGCGUUGACGCUGCUCGCGGUGAUGAAGAAGCUACCACCGGCAAAAGUGCUCUUGUAUGUCCCCGAAGCGCUCGCCGUGGCUUUGAAAAGCCAGCCAACGAUGGUCGUGGACCGGUACGUGCACGUCAUUGAGAACGCUUUCGCGCUCUUCGAUGCCGCCAGCGUGCGAUACAAACCGGUUGGAGCCACCAUCUUUGCGAGCCUCGUCGCUGUGUCGGAGCGAGCCGGCCGGUGUGACGCCACGGCAUUUGAAAAGUGCUGGACGCUCUUGUUUCCGGCGUCGCUAGCCGGCACGCGGCAACGGCUGCAAGAACGGACGUCGCCGUUGCCAGACGAUCUGCGCGCUUGCAUUGCGGCGCUUGUCGCAGCGCUUGCGCCAACGCUGUCGUCCGACAAUGACUGGCAACCGACGUACACGGGCUGCUACAAAUCGUGGGAGCAGCCCGGCUUGCUUGCUGUUGAAGUGCUCGCGACCGUCGACCCAACGCAGCCAUGGACCGUGACGCCCCGGAUGCGGACGACACACGACGACGACAACGACGACGACGAGCCGUACUUUGCCUUUGGCAACCCGGACCCGACGCGGGAGCUCUACUGUCCGCUGGCGACGCUGCUGGCCAAGGUUGUGCCGCAGCACGUGGUCGAGAUUGAGCGCGUCGUGCAGCGCUGCUUCGCUGUUUUGGGUCGUACUCGAGCACCGCGUCCCGACAUCACCGAUUACGUCUUCAACGACAUUGCCCUCGACGCGGCGCAUUGUGACAUGUGUGCGCGCUUGGCUGCAUUCUUGACCGACGGCACAAAGGCGCGAUUGCACUUGCCAUUCGGAAAGUCGCUGUGCGAUCGAGGACUCCAAUGUAUCAACGCCAACCAGCACCGCCUCAAGCUGGCCGUUGGCCGCCGUGGAUCAAAUGACUGCGUCAUCAAGUUGCAGCAAGAUGGAUGCGUCGACGAAGAGCAACUGGACACGCAUGUGGAGGCGCAGCAAGUCGACGCCGACGACCGAGCACGUAUUGCGGCGUUGGACGUGAUCUUGGCCGAUGCGCUGCGUCGAAAGGCACAGAACGAGAGCACCAACGACGACGACGACGAGGUCGUGCAUCACGAUCGCGUCAAGCGCCAGCGAUGUACCACCGAUUGAGUCACAAAUGACAUUUCGGUCGGUGACGGUUGGUCGGUUUUACAU